Molecule: messenger RNA, 1305 nt
Organism: Leptosia nina
Lineage: Eukaryota; Metazoa; Arthropoda; Insecta; Lepidoptera; Pieridae
Source: the annotation of a GenBank genome assembly
AUGCGGCGUGGUUCAAUGGCUAUGGCCGGUGGCGGCGAACCACUAAUCGUGGUUGAGGAGAGCGGUGUCGAAGAGUCUGAGUCUCCUCAGCGCUACGCCGCGCCACUUCGCGGACUGUCUGAGGACCAGGAGUCACCCCCCGAUCCGUACCAUCUCUCUCCUUGGAGAGACACUCGCAAGCACUCCUUACCUACUCCGGCUUGCACCAGCGGACCUACAGCUAGCCAGGUGCGCCGUCUAUCUGAACGAGGAGAAGGUGCUGCUAAGGAAGCUCGUGAAGCUGCGUUUUUGGCCACACUAAGCCAAGCUCCACCCCAACCAGGUGGCAGGAGACAUUCUGUGGUGACCAUAUCACGAGUGCCGCAAUCUUUAUUUGGCAGAGGGCGGCGAGAGUCCAUCGCAGCGUUCCCAGCCCUCAGCCGUCGAGGAUCUGGGGCUAAGAAAUUUCCGCCAGCAACUGAUACUCUGGGAAGCACUCACAAUUUGCAACUAGACAUAAUGGAUGACAUAGUUCAGGCUCGAAAAGUGCGCAUGCGUCUAUGGAAUACAUCCAGUGAGAAAGUUUGCGAAGUGCAGCCCCUUGAUGAACGGUCGCCGAUAAGCGGGUCUAUUCGAUACACUAACCGCGGCCGCAGACAUUCUGACUUCGUAGGUUCGCCCUUGCCCCCCAUACCGGCCCGUCGUCGCGCAUCAGAAAUGCCACCACCUCCUCCCAUUCCACCUCGAAGCAAUGUUGGGGUAAUUUGUACAGAUACGGAUCUUAAACACAUGCUCAACGCACUCACUUCAUCCGCCACAGAGAUCGACCGCUGCGGAAAGCCGGAGCGUACCAGACUUCUUUCUGAUAUGAGAUCCAGCAGUUUCGAUGCAUCUACAUUGCGGGAGAACCUCUCGGAAAACGGCGCAACUUGGUUUACUCGUAGGCACCAAACACUAGCCACAAAGAAAAAAGAAAACGAAGCUAAGAAGUUAAAGGUCACGUUUGCGCCAGACUCAAAGAAAGCACCAGGUGAUACCGCAGCAGUUGUAUGGGAUAAACCUACAGGAUCGGUUGUCGAUGCUAGUGCAUUGGGUAGCGCGAUAGAGGUAUUUUUGAGGAGGAGCAGCACUGCUUCUCCGGCGCCAUCUACUACCGCUAUCGUCAAGGAAACAAAGAGUAAACCUGACGAUCGCUUGAAGUUGAGGGAUGCACCAAGUACAAGCAAGGAAGGUGAGCGCUGGUUUAUCAGUAAGCCCGAGGAAGACGAUGGUACAGGAGGCUGUGAGGCAUCAAUAUGCUCAUCAUUAAAAGAUCUUUUCGUGUAA